Pseudozyma hubeiensis SY62 is the source of this 390-nucleotide messenger RNA. RefSeq names its product vacuolar membrane protein. Bases 1 to 390 code for a protein of 129 amino acids. NCBI's taxonomy places the organism in Eukaryota, Fungi, Basidiomycota, Ustilaginomycetes, Ustilaginales, Ustilaginaceae. The transcript has a single exon. The record is from RefSeq and is a predicted model, not a curated record.
AUGGCAGGUCGGACGCGCCGGUAUCAAACCCGGUCGAGACUUCGAGUGUUGCAAGUGCUACAACACGAUGACAACGAUGAUGAUAGCGUCGCUGGCGAAAGUUGCGACACGAUAUCAGCUCUGCUUUAUAUCGAUGUCGAGUGCAAAGUGACUGCGGUGACGGGAGCGCAAACGAGACGAUUGAUGUUGUCGGUCGGGAUGGUUCAAGCAAGCGAGCAAGCCGCCGUGCCACUUUGGGAUGAGGGGCCGAGCAGCAGCAGAGAGUGUGUCGAGGAGCGUGUCCUGUGGUCGGUCCGUUGGCCGACUCGCCUACGCCCUCGCAUAGGUUUCGCCUUUUGGCACCGUGUUCGGACUUGGAUCAUCUUGGUCCAACUCCCGUCAAAAAAUUGA